AUGCCACCGUUUGAGGGGGGCGGAGGCAAAAAACCCAAACGAAAACGGAAACCGACUACAGCGUCCGGGGUCGCAUUUUCACAAGCAGUGGAGCUAGAACAACUAUCCACUCGCGGGGAGGCAACAACAAUCCAUCUGGACCACCACAUCCCAGACCGAUCUGGCUUUGACAACUUUGACCAAGAUCACUCCAAUCCAUACGACCACCAUUUCACUGAUUACACCGGAAAUGACACCAAUUUCACCAAUUCAGACAACACUACUCACUCAGACACACGUAUUCAGCAGCUAACUGAUUACUUUCGGAGCGAGCAUUACAAGAGGAAAAAACUACUUGAAGAGAAGAACUGGGCGGAGGUGUAUGAUGCGAUGUUUUCAUCUUUCAAACAAUGUGCAGUAAAAACCGCUGACUGGGGUGACGAAGACAAAUGGAGACACGACUGGAAGGAGCCUUGUCUCUGUCAGGAUAAGCGCUUUCGGCCCCUUGUCUUGGUUGACAUUAUGAGCCGAAGAGAAACCGAGGUUGAAUUCUGUAGCUGCCAGGGAGACCAGGUGCGUGAAUGGAGGAAAACCCUCUCAGCUUCAGUGGAUGCGUAUAGGGAGAUGUUAAGACGAGAAAAAGUCGUAUCUGAAGAGCUUAUGGAAAUGGGACCCAUGGAUAAGUUGGCAGAAAUAUGCCCGAAGUGCUUUGGGCCUCCUGUCACUGGAAAAAAACCUGAAGAGCCGGAUUACAUUGUCUGUAUGGACGGGAACUUUCAACAUCGACGACACCUGGCUGCAAGCCAUGAGCUAUCGGAAUUUUCAAACCAGACCAGCCUGUUCAUAUCUCCUGAGGAAGUCGAGGAUAUGGAAUCAUGUAUGAACAUACAAAUAAAUGAAGCUGAAGAGCACCCCGACUUGGCAUGA
Messenger RNA from Puccinia graminis f. sp. tritici CRL 75-36-700-3, 906 nucleotides. RefSeq lists its product as uncharacterized. The coding region runs from base 1 to 906 and encodes 301 amino acids. The transcript has 4 exons. NCBI's taxonomy places the organism in Eukaryota, Fungi, Basidiomycota, Pucciniomycetes, Pucciniales, Pucciniaceae. The record is from RefSeq and is a predicted model, not a curated record.